This is a messenger RNA of Stegodyphus dumicola, 1013 nucleotides long. RefSeq lists its product as uncharacterized. The record is from RefSeq and is a predicted model, not a curated record. NCBI's taxonomy places the organism in Eukaryota, Metazoa, Arthropoda, Arachnida, Araneae, Eresidae.
CUUUAAUAGUAUCCUAAUUUAAUAGAUAUUUAAAAUAACCUCUACAGAAUAUAUUACGCAGUUUCAGAGCAAAUAUUAAUUGCGAUGAUUUGCAAAACAAAUGGGAAAAUAAAAGUUCAAGCAAACCUUUCGGCCCAAAGAAAAGGACAGAAGAUCAACAGCAUGUCUGAGAAUGAAAUCGGAACACAAUAGAAUAUUAAAACUGCUAUCAGUCCUCCUAUUUUUAUUACCAGAGGCAUCUCCUGUUUAUUUGUUUGCUGUAACCAGACCUAAUAGGCAUUCUAAAUUCCGAAACAGAGACACUAACUUAGUUAGAGAAAUGGAAACAGAAGAAUCCCUUCUAAUAGUCUACCAGCCAGACUCUAAAUUACGUUCUACUAUUACAGAAACACCCUCCACUGUGAGUUUAGAAAUAACUUCCCGUGGUGGAGCUAAUUCAGAAACUCCGGAAAUGGAGCAACAAAAUAUUUCAGAAGAUCAAUACGCCGUCAGUUUUGGCGAUGUUGCUGAAGAGGAAAUAGCUGAGGAAAAUCUUCCACGUCACAGGCGAGAGAAACGAAACGUGCAAGUGGAUUAUAAAAGAUCAAACCACAGCUUGGAAAAUAGAUCUCGAAGAGGAAAGAUAUUUCUGUACCCAAGAGAUAUGUCUUAUGAUGAUCUCGGCAAGGAAAGAGAGCAAAUACCGAAAACAUUUGUCAACAAGCUGAGAAUAGACAUUAUGCAACCUGAAUCCGUGACUGUCAGAGAUAGAGGCAGUUUGAAUAAUGUGGUCCUCAGGGUAGAAGAAAAGAUCAAAAUAAAUAUGGGUAAGUUUUUAAGUCGUAAAAUAAAGAGUGGGAAUCAGAGGACAACCUGGUGGACCCAUUAGAGAUUUUAAGACGAAAGACAAACGCUGCAUCGAAAAGUUCUCAGAUAAAGUGUUUGGACGUGGAGACAAGAUUAAUAAAAGGAAAAAUAGUUAUGAAAGAGUAUUACCUGCAUUCGAAAAGGCGAUUAAAAGGACAAAAAGAGAC